This is a messenger RNA of Nematolebias whitei (Rio pearlfish), 3035 nucleotides long. RefSeq names its product component of oligomeric golgi complex 1 (gene cog1). Gene Ontology annotation, cellular component: COG complex; Golgi apparatus. The record is from RefSeq and is a predicted model, not a curated record. The transcript has 15 exons. Bases 47 to 2992 code for a protein of 981 amino acids. Lineage: Eukaryota; Metazoa; Chordata; Actinopteri; Cyprinodontiformes; Rivulidae. Gene Ontology annotation, biological process: intra-Golgi vesicle-mediated transport.
GCAGGAAGUGUCUCCUGUUCUUGGCUGAGUUUGUUUUGGAGUCGUUAUGGCCGAGGACCCUGCGCUGUCUCUCCGGGUCUGUGAGAUCAAGAACCCGACGGUUCUGUUCGAGCGGUACAGCACCGAGGAGAUCCGCCGCAUCGAGCGCAGAGUCCGCGGUGACAUCGAGCAGAAGAAGGAGGAACUAAGGCAGAUGGUGGGGGAGCGGUACCGGGACCUGAUCGACGCAGCCGACACCAUCGGAGAGAUGCGGCAGUGCUCGGAGAGCGUGGUCCGGUCCAUCCAGGACAUGCAGCGGUACUGCCACACGCUGAAGCAGGCUAAAGCCGGGCUGGGCGGCCCCAGGCAGGAGGAGCAGAGGCAGUGGCAGGAGAGGUUCUACACCAUGGCCUCCCAGAUCAAGCUUCUGUUGGAGAUCCCAGAGAGGAUCUGGAGCGCCAUGGAGUCCUGCCAGUACCUGCAGGCCACCCAGCUCUACCUGCUCUGCUGCCACCUGCACGGCCAGCUGCAGCUGGAGGCUGCCACAGGGGGACACUACAGCCCCGUCCUGGCCCGCUUCCCCAUCCUGGUCCGACAGGUUGCCACCACGGGACACUUCAGGUCGACCAUUCUGCUGGACAGCAGGUCAGUGCUGCGGGGCCGGGCGGUGUCAGACCAAGCCAUCGCUGAAGCCUUGGUGUCCACCAUGUUGCUGGAAGACAGCUCCCCGCGCCAGGCCCUGGCUGAUUUCCUGUUGGCCCGGAAAGCCUCCAUCCAUCAGCUGCUGAAUCAGCCGCAGCACGGUGCUGGGAUCAAGGCCCAGGUGUGCAGUCUGGUGGAGCUGCUGGUCACCACGCUGUUCCAGGCCUACGCUGUCUUCUACCUGCCCCUGGGGGGAGGCCCCCGGCCAGGGGACGGAGCUCUGAGCUGUGGGCUGCUCUUCUCCAUCCUGGAGAACGUAACCUCCAGCACCCCGGCAGCUAAGAGCAGGAGGACGCUGCAGGAGGAGGCGAGUACAGGCAGCUGGUUUCGGUACCUGCCUCCCUCCAUCACAGACUUCCAGCCCACUCUGCGCACCCUGGCUCAGCCCAUCCAAGGAGAGCAGCUCCGAGACACCCUGCAGCAGUGGAUCAACACCUGCAAGGAGGACAUCUGUCAUGGUGUCGGGACCCUGCUGGUUUACGUGAAAAGCCUCAAGGGCCUAGCAGCCAUCAGAGAUGCUGUGUGGGACCUCCUGGCCUCAGACUCUAUCAGUCAGCACUGGACCAUGGUAUGCCAGCAGCUCCUGGGGCGCCCCCUGGCGGUGUGGGAUGACUUCCUGCAGCAGCUCUUCCUCCAGCGCCUGCAGGCCAUCACCAAGGAAGAAACUGAAGCCAUCGCAGCAAGUUCUGUCCAGCUCCUGACAUCGGCUGUUAAAGAUCUGGAGGACCACCUCUCUAGUACCAGUCCCAGUUCCAGCCGCGGAGCCCUCUAUGAGGUGGAUGUGGCCUCAUUUUUAUGGUCGGAGACUCCAGGGGACCUGCUGAGCGACGCAGCCUGGGUCAGUGUGGCCCAGCGGGGUCUUCAGCAGCAGAGGAGUGGCCUGGCCAUGAAGACACAGGCACUUACACCUUGUGUUCAGAACUUCUGCUCCUCCUUGGAUGCAAAGCUGAAGAACAGACUGGAUGACUUGCAGCACUACCUGCCCUCCCAGGACACAGGAUCCGACUCCACCACAGUCACGGUGUUGUCCUCUGGGUCUUCUGAUGCCUCGUCAUCAUCAUUUAACCGCUUCACAGAUUCUCCGGCGGUGGAGGAAGCUUUGCGGGAUGGCUGCGUUGUCUGUGUUCGCCACAUCCUGGCCACCAUCCGCUCUGAGUUGGACUCUGCCCCCACUCACCUUAGCUCUGUUCUGUUCAUGGCCAGGCUGUGCCAGUCUGUGGGGGAGCUCUGCCCCAACCUGAAGAAUUGCAUCCUGGGAAGACAGAGCAGGGUUGAAGCCUUGGCCAAAGGGAUGCCCCGGCAGGGCAAGAAGCUGGGCAAAGCCAGGGUCACUGCGGAGGUCAGCCCUGCACAGGCUGAGUGGGCAGGGCUGAAGGAGGAGCUUCUCAGCUGCAGCAUGGACGCAUACCGCAUUUGGAGCUCCGCCCUUGCCAAAGGGCUGAUGGGUAAGUUUGGUGCAGCGCUGCAUGCGGAGUCUGCCGGUGAAAUCCUGACCACUGCAACAAACUGGGAGGAUCUAGAGAUCCAAGAAGAAGCUGAAUCUGGGAGUAGGGUCACGUCCAAAAUCCGUCUUCCGGUGCAGCCGUCCUGGUUUGUGCAGUCUCUGCUCUUCCAGCUCUGCUUGGAGACAAACAGAGUAGGGGGCCACGCCCUUCCACGGCCCACCCUGCAGGAGCUGCUGCAGGCCUGUCUCAUUCAAGCUCUGGACCAGUACUAUAGUCUCACAAAGCAGGACCAGACCCGGGAGGGGGUCUUCCCCCUGUCCCAGAAUCGAGCCCUGCAGUUGUUGUUUGACCUUCGUUACCUCAGCGCCUCACUGAGCAGCAGGCUGGAGGAGGGCCGGAGCUCACGCUCACAUCAGGACCCCAGAUUCCAUGAGAUUUGUGAUUGGUUGGAAAGUUUCAUCGACCCCUUUGACCUGGAUGUGUUCACCCCCCUGCUGACCGCCAACCUCAGCCACCUGUCACAGAGGACCUCGGUGCUGCUGGGUUUGCUUACUGGGUCAGAGAAGCAGUUUACUUCACGGAGCAGUGCUCUGAACACCCAGGAACCUUACAACAUCCUGCCACUGGCCAGCAGCCAGAUCAGGUUCGGGUUGUUGCCUCUCAGCAUGUCGAAUGCACGGAAAUCCAAGAGCUCAUCGGUGGGCGUGGAUCCUCCUAAGACCACGCAGGCUCUUCAGUCCUCGUCAGCAGGAAGUGAGGACAGUUUCCGUCCCGGCAGCCUCUUCAGACAGCUUGCUGAUCAGGAUGAAGACUCUCCGUCCCCGUCACUGUUUAAACUCAGCUGGCUGUCCGGCAUCGCCAAAUAACUCUUUGUUACUUUUUGAUUGCAUUUGCAGAGACUCUAUAAAA